AUGCCGUACCCUCAAACUCUUGAGGCCAAGCCGAAGAUCAUCUUCUUCACCGACUUCGAUGGAACGAUAACGCUCAAGGAUAAUUCCUUCCAGGGAAUGAUGGACUCUGUGACCACGCCAUUUCCCGAAUGCAUUCGCCUCCUAUGUGAAAACAUAAAAUUGGAUCCGCACUUCAGCCAUUUCUACAAAUGGUCACGAGAGGCAGGUGUGCCAGUCAUUGUACUUAGCAGUGGUAUGACACCCAUCAUCCGUGCUCUGCUCGUGCACCUCGUAGGCCCAGAGGCACAUGAUAUCGAGAUUGUGAGCAACGAAUGUAUCGACAGGCCCCCAAAGAAGACAUCAGAGGAAGGAGGAUGGCAGAUAAAGUUCCAUGAUGAUAGCGAUUUCGGACAUGACAAAAGUUUGACUAUCCGACCGUACGCGAAGCAUUUCGAUGAGCAUUCCGAAGAGCACAGGCCGGUGAUGUUGUACGCAGGCGAUGGCGUAUCUGAUCUGUCAGCUGCAAGGGAAACCGACCUACUGUUCGCCAAGAAAGGCUAUGACCUGGUCACCUAUUGCGUGAGGGAAGGCAUACCAUUCACUGAGUUUGAAGAUUGGAAAUCGAUCUUAGCCACGACUCAAGCCAUCUAUGAGGGUCAGACCACUGUCAAGGAUGUAGCAGCAGAAAGCGCGGACAAAGUCAGGCAAGGCAAGAACUGA
Molecule: messenger RNA, 699 nt
Organism: Bacidia gigantensis
Lineage: Eukaryota; Fungi; Ascomycota; Lecanoromycetes; Lecanorales; Ramalinaceae
Exons: 3
Coding region: 1-699 (232 amino acids)
Source: RefSeq, a predicted model, not a curated record